AUGGUACAGGAACUCCAACAUCAUCGCGCUAUUUCAAACUCCUCCAUGUGUAGAGACGAGAACUCCCGGCCUUCACAUCUCAUUGCCCUUGCUUUGGAGACUUCUCGUGCGCACUCUGCUGACUCCAAGUCGUCAAAUCUGUUUGGUAAGGGCAAGGCUCAAAACCGAAGGCGCAGGCGACCCCGUCUAAUGUCAGAGGAUUUAAGCGAUAAUAUCAAAAGGAAUGACAUCGAACUUCUCUUCCAGCAGUGUCCGAAGGGCUUUCGAUCCUUUUCACGAUGCUCACCACCACUACAAAAAGGCUCCAUUGAUUCGCGAAGCACUUUUCACUAUCGUCAUUUGGCUGAAGGCUCUGUAAAGCUGGCCAUGUCCUGCUGGUCAGCCGGUCGCCCAAAUAUACCCGUAAUUCGAAUACACGAUGCAAAUACCGAGGAUGCCGUUCAUUCUAAUCGCUUAGCUGGCAUUAAACGAAGCAGCAGUCUUAAUUUCAUUGAAUUUGAAACCCAUGAUAAUGGCACCAAAGCAAGGACAUUAUCUGAAGAAAUGAUCUUGAUCCAACCUUCUACUACCUCGGAUGGCGUCUCCUACUCCUUUGCUGAAUUCGAUGAACUUCGAACAUCAGUGUACUCGAUACAUGGAAGUACGAAAAGCAGUAGUGUGUCACCUCUGACUCUGGUCGUUCUGCGUAAUAACGGUUUCCUUCAAAGGUCACUUAUGAACCAAAGAAGAUGCAAGAGUUCAAACGACAUCGAUCGAGACAUGGAGUCCGUAAACCCGGAGAGUCCCAUUCGUCAGGUUUCCUCCGACUUUAAUCUCUCGUCUCUGAACGCAGAGUUGUUGGCGGAGCUUGUUGAGACUGCGAAUAUUUUGGGACAGGCUCUAGAGAUGCAUUUAAAGCAACAAGCUAGCAUUCAAACUGUGUGA
Molecule: messenger RNA, 924 nt
Organism: Hydatigera taeniaeformis
Lineage: Eukaryota; Metazoa; Platyhelminthes; Cestoda; Cyclophyllidea; Taeniidae
Source: the annotation of a GenBank genome assembly